AUGGCUAGAGCAGAAAAGAAACCAGCUUCCAAGGCACCAGCCAAGAAGACUACCAUUGAGCCAAGAAAGAGAUCGAAGCCAAGAAAGGAGAGUUGGUCCUCAUACAUUUACAAGGUGUUGAAGCAGACGCAUCCAGACACCGGUAUUUCCAGAAGAGCUAUGUCUAUCAUGAACUCUUUCGUUAACGAUAUUUUCGAGAGGAUUGCCUCUGAAGCUUCAAAGUUGGCUGCUUACAACAAGAAGUCGACUAUUUCUGCCAGAGAGAUCCAGACUGCCGUCAGAUUGAUCUUGCCUGGUGAAUUGGCUAAGCAUGCUGUGUCUGAGGGAACAAGAGCAGUCACUAAGUACACUUCUUCGACUUCCGCAUAA
Messenger RNA from Brettanomyces bruxellensis, 369 nucleotides. Its product is annotated as Histone H2B. Gene Ontology annotation, molecular function: DNA binding; protein heterodimerization activity; structural constituent of chromatin. Gene Ontology annotation, biological process: nucleosome assembly. NCBI's taxonomy places the organism in Eukaryota, Fungi, Ascomycota, Pichiomycetes, Pichiales, Pichiaceae. The record is from RefSeq and is a predicted model, not a curated record. The transcript has a single exon. The coding region runs from base 1 to 369 and encodes 122 amino acids. Gene Ontology annotation, cellular component: nucleosome.